AUGGAUUCAACAUUAGGUGGAGGUGGUGCAUCAGAGCCUAGCUCCGGGGAGGGUCCGUCGGCGACUGGCGGAGGAGGAGGUGAAGGAUCGUCGGCAGCGCCACCGAGUCGGUAUGAGUCACAGAAGCGGAGAGAUUGGAACACUUUCCUACAGUACCUCAAGAACCACAAGCCCCCUUUGACACUUGCAAGGUGUAGCGGAGCUCACGUAAUCGAGUUCCUCAAGUACCUAGAUCAGUUUGGGAAGACAAAAGUGCACCUAUCUGGCUGUGCCUACUUCGGUCAUCCAAACCCACCUGCCCCUUGCGCGUGUCCUCUCAAGCAAGCAUGGGGCAGCCUUGACGCUCUCAUCGGACGGCUUAGGGCGGCUUACGAGGAGAACGGUGGAAGACCUGAGUCGAACCCUUUUGGUGCGAGAGCCGUGAGGAUAUAUCUUAGAGAGGUAAGGGAAGGGCAAGCCAAGGCUAGAGGGAUUCCUUAUGAAAAGAAGAAGCGGAAAAGACCCACCACCACCACGGCGGCGACGGCGACGGCGACGGCGAAUGCUUCCACAGCAGCACCGGCACAAGGGGUCGCUGAUAGUGGUGGUAAUAAUAGUACUAGUGGUGCUGGUGGCUCUUCAGAAGCUGGGGCUUCUACUGUUGCUCCAUCCACUACUACCGUAUAGCUUCUACUAAAUUCUUCCCAUCUUUUGUAUAUUUUCACUACUAGUUUUGAGUUUCUUAUUAUUAUAUGUGGCAAUUUUCCCUAAUGAUUUGAUCUAUCCAUGAUCCAUCCAUGAA
Telopea speciosissima is the source of this 781-nucleotide messenger RNA. Its product is annotated as protein LIGHT-DEPENDENT SHORT HYPOCOTYLS 6-like. The record is from RefSeq and is a predicted model, not a curated record. The transcript has a single exon. Gene Ontology annotation, cellular component: nucleus. Gene Ontology annotation, biological process: response to light stimulus; mRNA transcription. NCBI's taxonomy places the organism in Eukaryota, Viridiplantae, Streptophyta, Magnoliopsida, Proteales, Proteaceae. The coding region runs from base 1 to 666 and encodes 221 amino acids.